Messenger RNA from Clupea harengus (Atlantic herring), 2178 nucleotides. Its product is annotated as dihydrolipoyl dehydrogenase, mitochondrial-like. Lineage: Eukaryota; Metazoa; Chordata; Actinopteri; Clupeiformes; Clupeidae. The record is from RefSeq and is a predicted model, not a curated record. Gene Ontology annotation, cellular component: mitochondrion; oxoglutarate dehydrogenase complex. Gene Ontology annotation, biological process: 2-oxoglutarate metabolic process; pyruvate metabolic process. Gene Ontology annotation, molecular function: dihydrolipoyl dehydrogenase (NADH) activity; flavin adenine dinucleotide binding.
GACGACACAGCCUAGUCAUCAGCGUCUAAAUUUGCUCGCACCUGCAACACUGAGUAGAUAUAACAAUCAUAGACGGCAGAGCGCUAUGCGUGUGACACGAAUGCCUUAUAGAUCUGUGAAAGUUUCACGCCAGAUUUAGAGACCCACGAAGGUGUUGCGCGUUUUCGACCACAUCAAAAGGGUCAACACCGGUCACCAACGUUAGUGUCGUGCUCUUGAGUCCAACCAAUAUGCAAAGCUGGAAUAUAUUGUGUCGCAAUGCGGCAAAGCGGGGUCAGGCGAUCCCGUUCCCGUUCCCAGGAGUGACGACAGUGAGCGCGAGGACAUAUGCUGAUGCUCCGAUUGAUGCUGAUGUCACAGUGGUGGGUUCAGGCCCUGGGGGCUAUGUGGCGGCCAUCAAAGCAGCUCAGCUGGGAUUUAAGACAGUGUGUGUGGAAAAGAACGCCACCCUUGGAGGGACGUGUCUGAACGUAGGCUGCAUCCCCUCGAAGGCUUUGCUGAAUAACUCACACUUUUAUCACAUGGCCCAUGGGAAGGAUUUUGAAAGCAGGGGAAUUGAGGUCACGGGUGUGACGUUGAACCUGGAGAAGAUGAUGGCACAGAAGUCUGGAGCAGUGAGCGCUUUAACCGGCGGCAUUGCCCAUCUCUUCAAGCAGAACAAGGUGACCCAUGUGAAUGGCAUGGGUACCAUAACAGGACCCAAUGAAGUCAUUGCCACAGGCAGUGACGGAAGCAGACAUGUCAUCAACACCAAACACAUUCUUAUCGCUACUGGAUCAGAGGUCACACCAUUCCCUGGGAUUGAGAUCGACGAGGACACUGUGGUCUCCUCAACAGGAGCGCUCUCUCUGAAGAAAGUUCCAGAAGAGUUGAUAGUCAUCGGCGCGGGUGUCAUUGGAGUGGAACUGGGUUCAGUGUGGCAGCGGCUGGGCUCCAAGGUGACGGCGGUGGAGUUCCUGGGUCACGUGGGGGGGAUGGGCAUCGACAUGGAGAUCUCCAAGAGCUUCCAGCGCAUCCUGCAGAAGCAGGGCUUCAAGUUCAAGCUCGGCACCAAAGUUAUGGGCGCCACCAGACGGCCCGACGGCAAGAUCGACGUAGCUGUGGAGGCUGCAGCCGGUGGUAAGGCAGAGACCCUUAACUGUGACGUGCUGCUUGUGUGUGUCGGUCGCCGGCCCUUCACCCAGAACCUCGGCCUGGAGAAGGUGGGCAUCCAGCUGGACAACAGAGGACGCAUUCCUGUCAACAGCCGCUUCCAGACGACAGUACCAAGCAUCUAUGCCAUAGGCGAUGUGGUGGCAGGCCCUAUGUUGGCCCAUAAGGCGGAGGACGAGGGCAUCGUCUGUGUGGAGGGCAUUGCAGGGAGCACUCCCCAUAUCGACUACAACUGUGUGCCCUCCGUCAUCUACACACACCCUGAGGUGGCCUGGGUGGGCAAGACUGAGGAGCAGCUCAAGGAGGAGGGAAUUCCCUUUAAUGUUGGGAAGUUCCCCUUUGCUGCGAAUAGCCGGGCGAAGACGAACGCAGACACAGACGGCAUGGUGAAGAUCCUCGGCCACAAGGAGACAGAUCGCAUCCUUGGAGCACACAUUCUUGGCCCGAGUGCCGGAGAGAUAAUCAAUGAGGCGGCAUUAGCCAUGGAGUACGGUGCAUCCUGUGAGGAUGUGGCCAGAGUCUGCCACGCCCACCCGACGGUGUCAGAAGCCUUCAGGGAGGCAAACCUUGCUGCUUCGUUUGGGAAAGCCAUCAACUUUUAAAGCUUCCACCUUUCCCCAUCACGCACACGCACGCACGCACGCACGCACACACACACACACACACACACACACACACACACACUAAACCUUUUCUACACUACAGUGUGUCAUGGGGAGAUUUGGUGUUGAGGUGAAUGGGGAUGAGUGAGAUGUUAGCGCAUACUUAUAUUAGCACCGUGCCUAAUUAGCUGACGUGUCAACCUUCAGCCAGCUGUAACAGCUCUUGUUACGGAGUGUUUACUGAGCGAGAUUGAGAGAGGGAGAGAGAGAGGGAGAGUAUGAGAGAGAUGAAUGAAGAUGGUUGUAUGGGUCAGGAAAGGGUGAAUGAUAUAAAAAGGUUAGAGUAGAAUGUUUUGUAUGUAUUUAUGUAUGUGUUGACAUGUACAGCUAUGCAGAAAUAAAAUGUAUCAUAUCACAAAUUUAA